AUUUCUUCACCAUCAACGGCUCUCUCUCUCUCUCUCUACUUCCCUUCUUCCUCGUUACUUUGCCCGAACACAGACUGUUCCCUUCUUCUCUUCUUUAGGGAUUCGAAUCGGGAGAAUGAAACACUUCAUGAUGCCAAGAAACGCCGUCUUGCGAGACGUCGGAGAGCCGCAAUCGCCGAACCCUAGCUCGUCUAAACCCAAGUCCCAAAGGAAGACCAGAUCCGCCAAAGAGAAUGCUCCGCCUCCAGAUCUGAACUCGUUGCCGCCUGAUUACAAGUCGUCUCCGGCGAAAACGAAGUGUCCGCUUCCUCCGCGUCCCCCGUCGGCUAAUCCUCUCAAACGGAAGCUCAUCGCCGAAGCUGCGUCGGAAAACGGAGUAGCUGGUGGAGUUUCCGAUUCUGGCGUGAAGGUUAUAGUGAGAGUGAAGCCUCCAAGCAAAGGUGAGGAAGAGGAGAUGAUAGUUAAGAAGAUCUCCAGCGAUGCCCUCACGAUAAGUGAGCAUACGUUCACUUUCGACUCCAUUGCUGACCCUGAGUCAACACAGGAUGAGAUCUUUCAGCUUGUUGGAGCCCCUCUUGUUGAAAACUGUCUUGCUGGAUUUAACAGUUCUGUUUUUGCUUAUGGACAGACUGGUAGUGGGAAGACGUAUACCAUGUGGGGUCCUGCUAACGGAUUGUUGGAAGAGCACUUGAGUGGUGACCAAAGAGGUUUGACUCCACGUGUCUUUGAGAUGCUCUUCGCUCGUAUCAGUGAGGAGCAAGUGAAGCACGCUGAUAGGCAGCUCAGUUACCAGUGCCGCUGUUCUUUUCUCGAGAUAUACAACGAGCAAAUAACAGAUCUUUUGGAUCCGAGCCAAAAGAAUCUCAUGAUUAGAGAAGAUGUCAAGUCCGGUGUUUAUGUUGAAUAUCUGACUGAGGGAUACGUCAAAAACUUGAAGGAUUUGUCACAGCUUCUGAUUAAGGGCUUGGCAAAUAGACGGACUGGUGCAACAAGUGUAAACGCAGAGAGUUCAAGGUCGCACUGUGUGUUUACUUGUGUUGUUGAAUCCCACUGCAAGAAUGUCGCAGAUGGUCUAAGCAGCUUCAAAACAAGUAGAAUAAAUCUUGUUGACCUGGCUGGUUCCGAAAGACAAAAAUCAACUGGUGCAGCAGGAGAACGUUUGAAGGAAGCUGGGAAUAUCAAUCGAUCACUUUCUCAACUUGGGAAUUUGAUCAACAUUCUCGCAGAAAUUUCACAAACAGGGAAGCAAAGGCAUAUACCCUACAGAGAUUCCAGGCUGACUUUUCUACUGCAAGAGUCUCUUGGUGGAAAUGCAAAAUUAGCUAUGGUUUGUGCAGUUUCUCCCUCUCAAAGUUGUAGAAGUGAAACUUUCAGUACUUUGAGAUUUGCUCAGCGUGCAAAGGCGAUACAGAACAAGGCAGUUGUCAAUGAAGUAAUGCAGGAUGAUGUAAACUUCUUGCGGGAAGUGAUUCGCCAGCUUAGGGAGGAACUGCAAAGGGUGAAGAACAAUGGAAACAACCCAACCAACCCAAAUGCAGCUUAUACCACUUCCUGGAAUGCACGUAGAAGUAUGAGUUUGUUAAGAAGCUUUGGCCUGAGUCAUCCAAAGUCAUUAGCACAGGGAGAUGAUGAUGGGGAUACUGAAAUGGAAAUAGACGAGGAGGCUGUUGAAAGACUUUGUGCCCAGAUAGGCUUGCAGUCAUCUGCAGCUGCCGAGGAGAACACUCAGGAGAUGAGCAGAGCAGAGAAAAUCGAUUCAUCCUUACAAAUUGUGGCCCUGAAGGAUGAAGAUUUCAACAACUCCCACCUUAAAUCAUCUGAUGGCCAAUCUACAGGCAAUCAAUUUCCCGAGGAUGGAGAUGUUAACAUGGAGGAUGCAAGUUGCCAAACUGAGAAGUACGAGUCAACUGUGGCAGAAACUGGCAUCACAACAAUCGUGCAAACUCUGGAUCAUGGUUCAAGAGUACAGUCUCCUUUGAUUACCAAUUCCCCUGGUUCUUGUAUUAGUGAGAUAAACCAUGAAAAUUCACCUAGCAAAGCGGAGAAUGUUCCAUCAUGCCAAGACUUGGUUCCAGGAGCUCUUGUUUCUUCGAUUGCAUCAGUAGCUGAUGCUUUAGAUGAUACAGAUCACUCCUCAGUAAAUCCUGGGUCACCUUGCCUCAGCAUAGAUCCAGUAAAUGGUUCUCCUCUACUAAUAACUCCCACUGAGAGCGUCUCUCCAAAGGUUAGAAAUAGCAGGAAAAUCUCGAGGACAUCAUCAAUGUCCACUGCAUCACAAAAGGAGAUUGAGAGAGCAAACCAAGUAACUACAGAGACUGUGGAACCUUCUUCGGCUAUGUUAAACCUACCGAGUGCUUUGUCUACAGAGAAAAGUGGAGCUUUUCCUGUGCCAACCAACCAAUUGGCGGCUAGCCUCCACAGAGGCAUGCAAAUUCUUGACUCUUAUCGCCAGAGUACUGCUCAGAGACGAUCAACAUUCGGGUUUUCUUACAAAGCUCUAGAAUCUAAACCUUCAACAGUAUUAAGUAAGGCUGAUGUAGGUGUGCAAACUUACCCCGAAGCUGUCAUACUAGCGGAAGAGAAUCCAAAAGACGUACUGUGCAGUAAAUGCAAAUGCAUAGCAGAAUGUGAUGCUCAAGAAACAAGUGACAUUUCAAAUCUUCAGUUAGUAACUGUUGACAGCUCCGAAGUUUCAGAAAAGUCUAUUUUCCAAGUUCCUAAGGCAGUACAAAAACUUCUAACAGGGUCUAUUAGAAGAGAAAUGGCUCUGGAAGAGUUCUGCACUAAGCAAGCCUCUGAAAUAUCACAGCUUAAUCGGCUGGUGCAACAGUACAAACAUGAGAGGGAGUGCAAUGCCAUCAUAGGACAAACAAGAGAGGACAAGAUUGUUCGUCUUGAAAGCCUCAUGGACGGCGUGUUAUCGAAAGAUGAUUUCCUCGAUGAAGAAUUUGCAUCUCUCAUGCAUGAGCAUAAGCUUCUGAAGGACAUGUAUGAGAACCACCCCGAAGUAUUGGAGACGAGGAUCGAGUUGAAAAGAGCGCAAGAAGAGCUCGAAAGUUUCAAGAACUUCUAUGGUGAAAUGGGAGAAAGAGGAGUAUUAAUGGAAGAGAUUCAUGAUUUAAAGGCGCAGAUACAGUGUUACACUGACACUUCUCUCACAUCAUCUCGGAAAAGAGGUUCUCUGCUUAAGCUGACACACACUUGUGACCCUAAUCAAGCUCCACAACUUAAUGCCAUUCCUGAGUCAGUUGACGAGAGUCCUGAGGAGAAAUUAGAACAGGAAAGGGUUCGUUGGACUGAAGCAGAGAGCAACUGGAUCUCUCUAGCUGAGGAGUUAAGAACUGAGCUUGAUACCAAUAGGAAGCUGAUGGAAAAGCAGAAACGGGAGCUGGAUACCGAGAAAAGAUGUGCAGAAGAGUUGACGGAAGCAAUGCAGAUGGCGAUGCAAGGACAUGCACGGAUGAUUGAGCAAUACGCAGACCUGGAAGAGAAACAUAUACAGUUGCUUGCAAGGCACAGGAGGAUCCGAGAAGGAAUAGACGAUGUCAAAAAGGCGGCAGCGAGAGCAGGAGUCAAGGGAGCAGAGUCCAGAUUCAUAAACGCACUUGCUGCAGAAAUCUCAGCUUUGAAAGUGCAAAGAGAGAAAGAGGCACAAUACUUCAGAGAUGAGAACAAGAGUCUCCAGUCACAGCUAAGAGAUACAGCUGAAGCUGUUGAAGCAGCAGGAGAGUUACUUGUUCGACUUAAGGAAGCUGAAGAAGGAUUGAAAAUUGCACAGAAACGAGCAAGGGAUGCAGAGUAUGAAGCAUCAGAAGCACAUAAACAGAUUGAUAAACUGAAGAAGAAGAAACAAGAAGUCGGAAUCAGCACUCUUAACCAACAAGGACAACACAUUGCAGAGUCACACAAUCUCAUAGAAUCUUUGCAAGCUUCUUUUAAUGGUGAUGAUGUCGCUAAAUAUGAUGAACCAGCGGAACCAUCAACUAGUGAAAGUGAUGAGCAAUGGAGAGAAGAAUUCGAGCCAUUCUAUGAGAAAGACGCAGAGUUGGCAAAGCUCGCCGAACCUUCUUGGUUCUCGGGGUAUGACCGAUGCAACAUUUAGUUUCUUUUUCCACAAAUUUUUUUUUUUUUUUUCUGUAAUGUGUGUGUAUAGGAAAAAGAAAGACAUUGUUCGGGUGUCUUAUCUGAUUCUGUGAGAUACAGAACUAAAGUUUGCAAACUCAUUGUGUUUCUUAUAUCAUAUAAACUCAUUUCACCGUUUAA
Raphanus sativus (radish) is the source of this 4263-nucleotide messenger RNA. Its product is annotated as kinesin-like protein KIN-12B. The record is from RefSeq and is a predicted model, not a curated record. Gene Ontology annotation, biological process: microtubule-based movement. Gene Ontology annotation, molecular function: ATP binding; microtubule motor activity; microtubule binding. Lineage: Eukaryota; Viridiplantae; Streptophyta; Magnoliopsida; Brassicales; Brassicaceae. The transcript has 16 exons. Bases 116 to 4102 code for a protein of 1328 amino acids.